AUGGCCUAUUAUUUUCGUAGGAGCGUUUUACCAACUCGCCUUGUUACCCGUAAAGACAUGCUUUUUCAACCACAAAAAUUUGCGUUAAGAAAUUCAAACCAUUACUUGUUUCAAUCCCCAUUUUCGAGAUAUUAUACAAACUCUACGCCUCCCCCCCAAGAAGUUUCUACCUCUUCCUCUUACCUGAAUAAAUUCGCAAAAGCCACUACAAAACGGCUUCCGAAUGCUAUAUUGGCAAAGUUAGUUGUGGCUGGUGUUAUUAGUUUGAUAUCGACGGAUCUUCUUUAUGCUUGGUAUCGGAACAGGCACAACGAGCGUCUUCUAAACAAAACUAUAGAAAAGGGCACUCGACCUAAAAUUGAUGUUUUAGAUGAUGAGUUUGUUCCCCGACCUCUAGUUGUAAAUCGUCUUAAACAAAUUCUUCAACCGGAUAUAAAACAAUCAUCUUAUCAUGUAGUUUGUGGAGAACACGGUACCGGGAAAACCAUAUUAACCAGAAUUGCAUCAAGGGAAGUAGGGCAGGGUGUCAUAUACGUUGAAAUUCCUUCUGAUCCUUCUGAUCCUAGUAAAAUAAAUAUAGAGGACUUUGGCGAUGCAUUUGGAGAAUCUCUUAACUUUAAAUUUGAGGAACAUAUUUCUUUUACGGCACAGCUUAUGAAGAAAAUAUUAGGUGGUAAUGGUAAAGUCGACGCGAGACCCAAGUGGAAAAGAGCCUUAAAAGCCUUCAAGAAUGCCGGUGCAGCGUACAAAGCAAAGUACAAUAAACUUCCAGUCAUCGUUUAUGACAACAUCAGCGGAUUAGUUGAUGUAAACCCCAAAGUUCUUGAUGCUCUUCAAAAUGAUGCCAAAAUGAAUGCUGACCACCGAAAAUACAUCGCAGUAUUUGUCAGCAGUGAAGGUUCUGUUCCUCGAAGAAUGCAGGGACGUAGUGCUAUAUCACGUGCAGAGGAACCAAUCGAAAUUGGGGACCUUACCAGAGAAGAAUCAUUGGACUACCUGGUCAAUAAGCGUGGAAUCAAGACUGUAAGUAAAGACAACAAGAUCGAUACUACUGAAGCUGAAAGAUUAUAUGAGUUAGUUGGUGGACGCAUUGUGGAUCUUCAGUCAGUGGCAAAGAAAUUUCUUGAAGGACAGAAUUUCGAAGAUAUCAAAAAGAAACAGUUUAUAAAAGCUGAGGAUAAGCUUAGAACCGCAAAACUCCUUAAAGGCGAUGAAUUUUAUGAAGUAGGAAAGUGUGUCAUUAAAGCUUUGUUAGACUCCAAAGAACUUAGCCGUAUUGCAUAUGAGGAAUUUUUUAAGAAUCGUGAUGAAGCCAAUAAAGUUUUGGGGUUAAAUGUUUUCGCUUAUCAUCCUGAACAAAAUACCGUAACCUUUCAAUCUCAACUGAUAGAAAGCUAUGUUCGGGAAAAUGCUAAUAUAUAUCUUAAGUAA
Rhizophagus irregularis DAOM 181602=DAOM 197198 is the source of this 1431-nucleotide messenger RNA. RefSeq lists its product as uncharacterized. The record is from RefSeq and is a predicted model, not a curated record. Lineage: Eukaryota; Fungi; Glomeromycota; Glomeromycetes; Glomerales; Glomeraceae.